AUGAGCAAAUAGAUGCGGAACAGGGAGAAGGAGAGGGGGCGGUAGUCUGCUGCCCUUCACGGUCAUUUCGGCACAAUUCUAUAAAAUCGUCAUCAUUUCGUAUUAUUGCAUCGGUUGCAUCGGAAUUUAAGUAUAAACCGUGAACAUGGCACAGCCAGAUACCAAGAAGAUAUUCUUUGAGAACCUCUCUGGAGCUGGAAAAGCCAUCGCCGUGCUGACUAGCGGAGGGGAUGCUCAAGGGAUGAAUGCAGCUGUGCGUGCUGUGGUUCGAAUGGGCACAUAUGUAGGAGCAAAAGUUUAUUUCAUUCGUGAGGGCUAUCAAGGUAUGGUGGAUGGUGGGGAGAAUAUAAUCGAGGCCACAUGGGAAAGUGUGUCCAGCAUGCUUCAAGUGGGUGGGACGGUUAUCGGCAGUGCCCGCUGCAAAGACUUCCGCACCCAUGAAGGACGCCUGAAGGCUGCUCUUAACUUGGUAAAGCUCGGCAUCACCAACCUGUGUGUGAUUGGUGGAGAUGGCAGCCUGACUGGAGCCAACCUCUUCAGGGAGGAAUGGAGUGGACUGCUAGCGGAACUAGUAGAGCAAGGUUCUAUCGAACGCCAGUCUGUUGAGACUUACUCUGCCCUUCACAUUGUCGGCAUGGUGGGCUCCAUUGAUAACGACUUCUGCGGAACCGAUAUGACAAUAGGCACAGAUUCCGCUCUGCACCGAAUCAUCGAGGUGGUGGAUGCAAUUAUGACAACGGCACAGAGUCACCAGAGGACAUUUGUUUUAGAAGUAAUGGGCAGACACUGCGGCUACCUGGCCUUGGUUAGUGCCCUGGCUUGUGGGGCAGACUGGGUGUUAAUCCCUGAGAUGCCCCCGGAAGAUGGCUGGGAAGAGAAGAUGUGUCAAAAACUGUCCGCGACCCGUUCCAGGGGCACAAGGCUGAAUAUAAUCAUAGUAGCAGAAGGAGCCAUUGAUAGGCACGGGAAGCCCAUAACAUCUAGUAUUGUCAAGGAUCUUGUUGUCAAAUGUUUGGGUUUUGACACACGAGUGACAAUCCUGGGUCACGUGCAGCGAGGAGGGACCCCUUCUGCUUUUGAUCGUAUCCUGGCCAGCCGAAUGGGCGUGGAGGCUGUUCUCGCCCUGCUGGAGACCACAGCCAAUACGCCAGCGUGUGUUGUGUCUCUGAGCGGUAACCAAUCAGUGCGCUUGCCUCUGAUGGAAUGUGUACAGAUGACUCAAGAGGUGCAAAAGGCAAUGGAUGAAAAAAAGUUUGAAGAAGCAGUUAAGCUUCGUGGCAGGAGUUUUGAGAACAACCUGAAGACGUACAAACUGCUUGCUCAUCGUAAACCAGAGUCUGAACUGCCCAUUAGCAAUUUUAAUGUGGCGGUGUUGAAUGUGGGCGCACCCGCGGCGGGAAUGAAUGCGGCCGUCCGGUCAGCUGUCAGGGUGGGCAUCUCGGAGGGGCAUAAAAUGUUUGCCGUCAGUGAUGGCUUUGAGGGCUUCUACAAAGGCCAGAUUAAGGAGAUUAAAUGGGCUGAUGUUGGAGGAUGGACAGGACAGGGAGGAUCUCUUUUGGGAACAAAAAGAACACUCCCUGCAAAGCAUGUUGGCAAAAUUGCUGAGCAGAUGCGAACUCACAACAUAAAUGCACUGCUGGUCAUUGGCGGAUUUGAGGCCUUCCUGUCGCUGCUGGAGUUGUUAACGGCACGCGGGAAGUAUGAGGAGUUCUGUGUGCCCAUGAUCAUGGUCCCGGCCACGGUCUCCAACAAUAUACCAGGCUCAGACCUCAGCAUUGGAGCUGACACAGCUCUGAAUGCCAUUACGACUACUUGCGACCGCAUCAAGCAGUCUGCCAGCGGGACAAAGAGGCGUGUGUUCAUCAUCGAGACCAUGGGGGGCUACUGUGGCUACUUGGCUACCGUGGCGGGUCUCGCUGCUGGUGCGGACGCCGCAUACAUCUACGAGGAGCCCUUUGACAUCAGGGACCUGCAGGCCAAUGUUGAGCACUUGACAGAAAAAAUGAAGACAAGCAUUCAGCGAGGCCUCGUGCUCAGAAAUGAGAACUCUAAUGAAAACUACACCACAGACUUCAUCUACCAGCUGUAUAGUGAAGAAGGGAAAGGUGUGUUUGACUGCAGGAAGAAUGUGCUGGGACACAUGCAGCAGGGAGGAGCUCCGUCUCCGUUUGAUCGAAACUUUGGGACCAAGAUUUCUGCCAAGGCGAUGCAGUGGGUCACCAAAAAGCUGGUGGAGACAUUCAGACAAGAUGAAGGCAGAGUGUUUGCUAACACUGAGGACAGUUGCUGCUUGCUAGGAAUGCGCCGCAGAGCGCUGGUCUUCCAGCCAGUGGUACAACUCAAGGGGGAGACGGACUUUGUUCACAGAAUUCCCAAGGAGCAGUGGUGGUUGAAACUUCGUCCUCUGAUGAAGAUCCUCGCCAAGUACAAGACUAGCUACGACGUCUCGGACUCCGGGCAGCUGGAACACGUCGUGCACCACCUGCCCAAAGACUCGGACGCCUCUGUGGCCAUGUGAAGAUAUCCGGUCGCCCGCAAAUUCCAAGCCUGUGUGUUAACUGAGGUGUGAAUUCCAUUGUCUAAACACACCAGUAAGACCUUUACCUUCAAGGCAUCCAUCCUAUGUGGACGUAGUCAUUGAUCUGUACGCUAACCUCAGAUUUGUUCCUAGUGACAUCCGCACAUAUAUUGUAUCGUCUUGCACACACACACACACGCACACAAACGACUUUUCAACACAUGUUCUGGAUGUUUAUCAAUGUCAUGUUGAUUUUGAAAUUUUGCACUUUCCCUGUCUCGAGUUAACGUAGGCAGGCUCUGAGGCUAGCGCUUGUACAUUGCUCCAAAAACAGAUAUACUACUCAUAAAAGGUUAUUUAAGAUUCACCCAAAAAUGCAUUAGAGCUUUUAUAGGUAAAACUAAAUUGAGUCAUAAAAGUAGACGUCCUUAGAAAUCCUCACGGCUCAAGCACCUUUUUGUGAAAUUUGACAAAUUCAAAUUAAAUUCAGAGUUGUAAAGUUAUUUUAGAUAUUUUAGGAUUUACCCAAAUAUGCAGUAGAGCUUUUACAGGUAAAAAUAAAUUGAGUCAUAAAAGUAGACGUCCUUAGAAAUCCUCAUGGCUCAAGCAACUUUUGUGAAAUUUGACAAAUUCAAAUUAAAUUCAGAGUUGUAGUAUAUUUUAGGUUUAUCCUGAAAUAUCAUCCCAAAUAUAUUGUCAACUUUUCUUGUCUUUAUCAUGCAACAAAUGUGAGGCUCUACAUGCAUGUGAGAUGCAACACAGCUAACAAAGAGGAGCGUGCGCUAGGCUUUACACUGAGAUCUAAUAUUUAUCUUUUUAACAGAUUAUUUUGUGUCAACAUGGGUAUAACGUAAACUGUAGGCACUGCUGUAGCUGUCUGACAUUGCACAAACAUGUUAAAUGUGAAUAAAAAUUAAGUUGACAUACCCCA
This is a messenger RNA of Syngnathus acus (greater pipefish), 3449 nucleotides long. RefSeq names its product phosphofructokinase, platelet a (gene pfkpa). The transcript has 23 exons. The record is from RefSeq and is a predicted model, not a curated record. Gene Ontology annotation, molecular function: monosaccharide binding; identical protein binding; ATP binding. The coding region runs from base 146 to 2518 and encodes 790 amino acids. Gene Ontology annotation, biological process: fructose 1,6-bisphosphate metabolic process; canonical glycolysis; fructose 6-phosphate metabolic process. Gene Ontology annotation, cellular component: cytoplasm; 6-phosphofructokinase complex; membrane. Lineage: Eukaryota; Metazoa; Chordata; Actinopteri; Syngnathiformes; Syngnathidae.